Messenger RNA from Maniola jurtina (meadow brown), 7850 nucleotides. It is a transcript of the gene fus, whose product is annotated as RNA-binding protein fusilli. Gene Ontology annotation, cellular component: ribonucleoprotein complex; nucleoplasm. Gene Ontology annotation, biological process: regulation of RNA splicing. The record is from RefSeq and is a predicted model, not a curated record. Lineage: Eukaryota; Metazoa; Arthropoda; Insecta; Lepidoptera; Nymphalidae. Gene Ontology annotation, molecular function: mRNA binding. The coding region runs from base 522 to 2429 and encodes 635 amino acids. The transcript has 16 exons.
GCAAGCGACUGCCAGUCGAUUUACCGUACCGAAAGACACGAACGUGUCUCUAACUUAACAUUUAAAUAAUUAAAACACAUCUAUUAUAUAAACAUUCACCAAAAACAGCCAUAAACGAAACAAUUUCUAAGCAGUGAGCACAAAGUGAAAUCAGUGACUGAACGGAAUCAUUGGAGCGUAUCCGGGACUAGAAUUUCGUAUACAUCGACACCUAUCGAGUUUUGGAGUUUGGGGCACACGAAUCCGUGUAGCGCCGAAUGGAAUUAGCUAUUAAUUCCAGAUUUUCACUAGCGGAAAGCCGUUUAACGCUUACGUAUACGUUGUCAUAUAGCGGUACUUGCAGACUAACUUGAACCGUAAAGUGCCCGUGCGAGUGUUAAGUAACCGUCAGGUUCGUGUUCUUGGUAGGAGUAGUUUUGGACUUGGACUGUGAAACUGAGGUAUCCCGUUAGACAUUAGUAUGCGAGUGGACUGUUAAUUUGGUGAACUCAGCUAGUGUGGUGUGUGCUGUGUAUGGCGCGAUGAUUACCGGAGGCUGGGUGUGCGCUUUGCAUGUCCGCACGGCGGGGCUGGGCGGCGCCGCGCUGGGUUCUGACGAGGAAGAGGCCGUGUACCUGGCUUAUGUCGUCAUAGACGUGCUCACCAACCAGGUGAUAGGCGAAAGAGAAUAUGCAGUGCGACCCACAAGAAGGCCUUCAGAAGAAUUACAGACGGGACAACCAUUAGAAGUGGUGGUACAACAGUUCGACGAGUUCGUGCGGUCGCUGCAGGUGGACCCCCACUCCCCGCUCUUCAGGCUCGUCACGGACGGACAGCCACCGCUCAGACAAUGCCUCCACCCAGAAGCGUGCAGCAAAGACCUGAGCCUGCCCACGUACUACGCGCGCUUCCACGACCUGCGCAAGGAAUACGUGCGCGCGUACACGUUGCGCGCCGUGACGCCGCGCGCCACGUCCGCGCCGCCGCCGCCCCCGCCCGACCAUCCUACGUGUUUACAAGACAUGCUUAACUAUUUAGGUAUAACUCCGUAUGCCGGGGAGAAUUUCUAUGCAGCCGAAGUCAAAGACAUGGCGAGCAUAAUACAAAGGAUAAUUGCAGAUGGUUUUAGAUUAGAACUACCGGAAACGAUUGAUCUCGUGUUAGAAACUGGAAUUUGCUCAAAAGACGAUGAAAUAGACGGCAACUGUAUAGUGCGAGCGCGAGGCCUACCCUGGCAAUCAUCAGAUCAGGACAUCGCCAAAUUUUUCCGAGGGCUCAAUGUUGCAAAGGGCGGAGUAGCACUGUGCCUCUCACCCCAGGGCAGACGCAACGGCGAGGCGCUGGUGCGCUUCAUCUCACAAGAACACAGAGACAUGGCGCUAAAACGACACAAACACCACAUCGGCCCGCGGUACAUCGAGGUGUACCGGGCGACGGGCGAUGACUUCCUGCAGGUGGCCGGUGGAGCCACCUGCGAAGCGGCAGCUUUCCUCUCUCGUGGAGCUCAGGUCAUAGUGCGUAUGCGAGGCCUGCCCUAUGACGCAACGCCUCAACAAGUGCUGGAAUUCUUUUCAACGGGCGACGACCCGGUGAACGUGCUGGACGGUGCAGACGGGGUGCUGUUCGUGCGGCGCGCAGACGGGCGGGCCACCGGCGACGCCUUCGUGCUGUUCGCUAAAGAGGACGACUCGCCCAAGGCGCUGUCUCGACAUCGCAAGCUCAUUGGAUCUAGAUAUAUCGAGCUGUUUAGAUCUACUACUGCUGAAGUACAACAGGUGCUAAACCGGUCAUUAGAGACGCGCACGAGUCAAGCCAGCACGCCCUCGACGGCCAGCGCGCCCGCUGAGAGCCUGCUGCCAGUGGCGUUGGUGCCGCAACACGUCAUCACCUCUGGAACCGCCAAGGACUGCGUGCGACUCCGAGGACUGCCCUACGAGGCGCAGGUGGAGCACAUACUGACUUUCCUGGACGAAUUUGCACAAAACAUCGUCAUGCAAGGAGUUCACAUGGUGUAUAAUUCUCAGGGUCACCCUAGCGGAGAAGCGUUUAUCCAGAUGAACAGUGAAACUAGUGCGUUCCUGUGCGCGCAGCAGAAACACCACCGCUACAUGACCUUCGGCAAGAAGCAGCGAUAUAUCGAGGUGUUCCAGUGCUCCGGCGACGACAUGAACCUGGUGCUGACCGGCGGCGUCACCCCCGCGACGUCGCCCAAGGUGCUCUCCCCCGGUCCAGUAACGUAUUACUACCCAGCUAUGGGACCUACGUUGCCGCCGCCGCCGCUCGUUUACUGGGGCUACCCGACUCCGCCUGUCUCCCCUGCGCACUACUACCAUCCGCCACACCAUCCCCAAACUAUGAUGCCAGAAGUAGUUUCAGUGGGAGGAGGAUCUCCUUUACCGAUUCCACCACCAGCCGCUUGCCCCGAAUGGCCUAUUUUUAUGGUUAACUAAACUAAAUUUUAAUAUAAACAAGGCCUUAGGCAAGAGUCGGACGGUCAAUAAAUAUCGUGAUACCGGUCUCAAUAUUUACCUAUGAUAGCGUUAACGUAGUUAUCGCGUUUACACACCAAUACUUACUGAUGGGAGCACGAAUAUUGCGAUAUUUACUGGCCGUCUGAGCUUGUCGGGGAAUUUUUACCAAGGAUGUGCUAAGAUGCGAGGACCGAUUUAAUGGUCAGGUGAAAAUCGGCCGAUAUAGAAUUUACCUAUAUGAAUUUAUAGUAUGUAUAAUGCCUGAUAACUUAAAUGUAAGCAGGCUUACUAUUGCAAUUCAGCCCUUUUUACCCUUUAAGAUAUCAUAUAUUUACUAUAUAAGAUAAGUUAUAUAUUUACCAUAGGUAUACAAUAGGUAUAUUUAAAUUUUAAUAUUUGACGAAAAUAUCGCUCAAUUUAGUUUUAUAGUACAUAAUAGUGUAGUUCUCGUUAUAUUAUUAUGUUGUUAUACUUGAAAUAUAUUUUCCUAAAAUUCAAUUAUAAUCUCAUAGAAACCAUGCUUUGCCUUCCAAGCCAAAGUAAAUGCAGCAAAUGCCGUCUAUGAAUAUUUCUUACAUGUUACAAGAGAUAUUUAUAGGAAUGUUAUUGUGGAGUAUCCACAAUUAAUAAUAUAGCUUUUAAAAAUGUUUAAAAAUAUCGCCCAAAUACCUACUAUACGGCUACAAAUAAAUAAUAAAUUUAUAAAUUGUAUUAUUAAAUAAAAUAUGAUAUAAUAAAAUAUAGAUAUGGAAUAAAAUAAAUUAAAUUAAUAUAAUUUAAAAAAUAAGCGUUAAUGUCCUACUAUUAACAACUAAUGGUACAAAUCAAAAAUCUUGUAACAUCACUUGCCAAUAUAAUCAAGAGUUGAUUGUAUCAAAUGGAAUGGCUCAAAUAACGUGAUAUUAUGAUGUAUCUAAGAUAUUGCUAAAUAUAAGUAAAAUUUAUAUAAAUAAAUCAAACGCCCUGAUUUACAAUUCAUGCAAAGAAAGUAAUAUACCUAUAUCAAAUUAAAGUAACUUAAAAUAAUAUCGUCAUAGUUAAAACUAAGUUUUUUUGCUUAAAAUAGUUUGACUAUUUACCGUGGUAGAUACUUAAAUAACAGAAGGGCAAAACUAUUAGUCCUUAUGUAUAUUAAUAUAAUCAUGCUAUAAUUUAUUAAUUAAUGUAAAUUAAAAAAAAAUUAUUUAGUGAUAAUUACAUUUUAUCAAUUGACUUCCUCUGUUAGUGUUGUGUUGCCAGAUUGUACGGAAUUAUUUGAACAUUGUUCUUUUUUAAAAAUAUAUUUUAUAUCACGUUGAAUUUCUAAAUAUUAAAGGAGGAUUUUAGUAAUUAAUAGAUAUCAUUUUUAAUAUAUUAAAUUAUGAAAUAUUUAUAGGCUAUUUUAUAUUAGAAAAUUUUAAUAUAGGAAUGUUAUCAAAUUAUAAGGACCAUAUCAAAAAUUGAUAUAUGAUGCUGAUAUCCGGUGCUUAUUAAAUUUUUGACUAAGAAUCUACUUUUAUAGAUAUUAUAUUGAGCUUCUUUGUAAAACUUUAUAUUGUGGUACCUAUUCAAUGAAUUUGAAUGAUGUUACUAAUUUUGUACAAUAGAUACGAUGUUGAAUACGAUUUUAAUAACGAAUAAUUAAAUAAUUUCAAUAUGGCUGAAAAUUAGCAUAGAAAUCCUACAUUUUAAAUUAUUCUUAUAUAAAUUUUUAGUACAUAAUAUAAUCAAUGAAAAGCUCAAUUUAUUAAGAAGUUCCUUGUCUAAUCAUGACUGUAUUUUCGAAAAAUCAAAUAACAGAUUGAUUUGAGCCUUCAUUUAUUAUUCGGUAUUUUAAAAUAAGGACCUAGGGUACUUUUCGAAACAGUUAUAUUAAAUAAUAAAGGUGCUGAUUAAUUCAGUUUUUCAAGCAAAAACCAAAUAAAUGACUUAUAUUGUUGAUUUUAUUCAUUGUAGAGUAAGAAAACGCUCAAUUAGAAUAGCUCAUAUUAGAAUAAGCCAAGACAGAAAAACAUUUGCCAUAAUUCUAAUUCCACUAAAUUUUCAACAUAUAAAAGUAUAAUAAAAUAAUUCAAGAAUUCAAAGGAGGACAAAAAAAUAAAUUUUGUCUCAGUCAUGACUUGCUUGUUUUAAAUGGUUGUAUAAUUUUUGUUAUAAUAUGUUGAGUCAACCAAUAAGUAACAAAAUUUAACUAUGUUGUGAACAACGCUGAUUUUAUGAUCAGACUAUCUUAUAGUCAUACCCAUUUUUUUUUUGUUUUAGAAGAGCAUAAAGUCAAUCAAUGACUUAUAAAACAGACAGACAACGAAGUAAUCCGAUAAGGGUACCUUUUUCCCCCUAAAAAAGGUUUAUUUUUGUUUAAUAUUUUGAUAAUUCACAUUCAUACAAUUGAAAUCAAGUUGAAUACUAAUUAUAUCAUUAGUCAUGUAGCUUAUAUUGAAUUAUUUUAAAGAAAAACAUUUCAUUAAUUAAAUUUAAUUUCAUCUUAAUUUAAUUCAUCAAUCUCAAUAAAUAUAAAUGAAGUAGAGUGUAGCAAAUAAAUUUUGCCCUAUAGCUGUUACAGGAUAAAUGAUAAGACAUUAAAUAAUGAUUAUUUCAUUGGCAUAAUAUUAAAAUAUUUAGUUGUUAUGAUAAUUAUAAAUUAAUAAUAAAAUAUUAAAUUAAAAAUAAACAACAAAAUCUAAAUGUCUUCCGUUAAUGUAAAUUUUCUAUGUUUUUGUGAUAAGUUUUUGUGUUGUAUCACUUAGGUAUUUACUAUCAUUAGAAUUAAAUAAAUUAAUUAUUAUGUCAAAGACAAAGAUUUUAAUGAUUAAUAACAGUAAAAAUCAAAACAUGUUGAACUGUUGUUGAAAAUAUUUUUUAAUUUUAAAUAUAUACUUAAUUAAAUUUUAUUUUUAUUUUGAAUGACUAUAAAUUACAAAAAUUACUUAAAACAAUGCAAUAAUUUUGCAUGAAAAGUUAUUUAUACUUAUUUAUAAAAUAAAAAUCAUAUUUAUGGAUUUCUAUACAUUUUUUUUGACUCAGUUAAGUGCUAAAAAAUAAAGCAAUGGAUAUUUUUUUGUAAAGAUAUAAAAAUAAAUAAGCAAUAAUUUAAGUGCCUUAACUGUAAAUACACUAUGGUCAGUUUUAGAAUAAUUAUUGCCUUUAUUUAGUUAAUAAGUAAUAAUAAUAAGGGUGCAUUCUCACUAGGUGUCUAAUAGGAAUGGUGCCUCCUAGUCAAAUCAGCAAUUUUUUAUCAAACGUCAAAACGCUCGUAUGAUAUGGGAGCUUGAAUGAAAUAUAUAAAUGUGACGUUAUAACUUCGUCUUCUUUUUGUCAUACUUUUUUAGUUAAAUCGAUAAUAAUUACAAAAACUAACAGUGGACAUGAGUUUUUCGAAUUUCGGAAGGCCCUCUUUUUAAUAAUAUAAUACUAUAAGAAAUAAUUUAUUCUUGACAUAGGCACUGUCAGCCCUGAGUUAGUGUUUUACUAGUUACUAUUUUAAAUAAUAGAGCAGUCACCAAACGCGUCCUGUACGCAUUUGGCGGAAAAUUACUUACAGACUUGUUAAUGGUGGAUUUUCCGAUAUCCGCAAUGAUAAAUAGUAGCCUUCUGAUUUAUAGCCCAAAAGUCGAUCAGCAGACAGUUGCAGUACGCCUAGUGAGAACGCACUUUCAGGCUGAUUUUUUCUAACGCUGACUGUCAGCGCUGCCAACCAGCGGUAGCUAGUCAGCAUUAGUCAGGAACGCAUUACUAAUGCAUUCGUGUUGACCUGUCGGCGGCGACAGUCAGCGUGAGAAAAAACCAGCCUUAAACUUGCUCCUUUCCUUUCGAGUACACGAGCACCUACAUUGUUGUCCGAUAUAAGGCAGUAUUUCACUAGGAUGUCAUAGCGAUGUUGCCAGAAGCGAUGCCAAACGCGAUAUUGAAACUUAUCACUUGGAGACGCGGAUAGUUCCACAAAGGAAGCGUUGCCAGCUGACGCUCAGACGCUAGAUUUUUUUACUAGAAGCGGAUUUACUGUACCGUCAGCUGCCAUUUGCCAACCACUUUUUUUUUUAAAUAAUAAAUAGCGAAUUGCAGAAUUUCAGAACCAGAGAUACCGCCGAUGCGUUGCCGGCCUUUCAGGAUUUGCUUCUGCGAUUCUUAUACGAGUACAUAUUGUAGAUAUUCUCUACAAUCACAUAUUGGAAGCUGGGUAUCGUCGCCAAGGUAUCCUAGUGAAAUAUGCCAAAAAGGAAAAUGUAAAAAUAUUUUUUUUUUACCUAGUGAGUUUUGUCCAUGACUUAAAAACAAUCAUGACUACCAUAAAUGUAGUUAUAAUUAAGUAGUAUUUUGUUAUGAAAAUUUAAAAAAAAUCGUUAGUUUUUGUUACAUUUUAUAAUAUUAAAAUAAUGUUUAAUGUUCUUAUGCCUAGUUAAUUUUAUUAUUAUUCUUAUAAUUUUUUUAGUUAAUCAAAUUUGAUUUAUCAAUCAGGAAAUGAAUCUGAUUUAAUGUAUUUAAUAUUUAUUUACUGUAAAAUUGUGAAUUAAUAUAUUUUUCGUUUAUUUUUGUUACUUUCUAAUAAAAUCACAAUUAAAAAUCCAGUGACAUUGGUGAUAAUUUGGUUGUAACUUGUAUGCAAACUCCUAAAAUUAACCAAAUUGACUUGAAAUUGAAUUGUUUUAACUAUAAAGACGUAAUGUUCUUCGUGAAACGAAUAGCACAACUUUUAGAAAUAUAACAUUAUAUAUUUAAUAGUAUAAAUGUGAUUUCAUUAGAAAAACUGUAAAAUAUAUCAAAUUGUUACCUACGAUGCAUAUUAUUUUAUAUUGAAUUGACGAAAAUCUUAUAUUUUAGUUUAAAUUUAUUCCACACUAAUUUUGCUACCGGAAUAGAAAUGGUAUUUGUCUUCAACAGAGUCGUCGACUUAUAGCAACUUAUUAUGUAUAAAAAAUACAAAAGAAUAACUCUGGAAUGAAUGCUAGAGCGGGAGCCAGAAAUUAAAUUGUAAAAAUGAAAAUCUUGAUAUUAAUGUAAUGCAAAAUGAAGGUUCAUUAGAAGCGGCGACUAUCUCAUACUCCUUUACUAUUUUAUUUUUAUAUAUCAACUCGUGCCAACAAAAAACCAAAAUAUUGAAACGAAGCGGCGCUAACUAUUAUCUUGUCUCACUCAGACAUUAUAUUCAGAUGUGAGAGGGAAUGAUUAGCGUGGUACAUUUUCGAUUCGUUUCCUUAUUGACACGUGUUGUUAUACCUAUUCAAAUUAAUUAUGUGGUAAUAUAGCUGCUGGUUGAGUUACCACGCAAACUUGGUAGCGUAGUGUGGAUUAGACCUAAUGCUUAAUGUAGUUGAUAUAGAACGUGCAAUGUUUAGAAUAGUUAUUUUGAUUUUUAAUGCCAAAACAAAUUUGGUUUAUUAUCAUACAAAAGUAGUGAAUUGUUCCAAUAAAUUAAUUAAAAAU